This is a messenger RNA of Trypanosoma brucei brucei TREU927, 1074 nucleotides long. RefSeq names its product nucleoside hydrolase, putative. The transcript has a single exon. Gene Ontology annotation, molecular function: hydrolase activity, hydrolyzing N-glycosyl compounds. The record is from RefSeq and is a predicted model, not a curated record. Lineage: Eukaryota; Euglenozoa; Kinetoplastea; Trypanosomatida; Trypanosomatidae. The coding region runs from base 1 to 1074 and encodes 357 amino acids.
AUGGUUCAUCGAAAACUUAUCAUCGACACCGAUUGUGGCGGUGACGAUGCCAUAGCCAUCAUGUUGGCUAUGACACAGCCUGAUGUGGAAGUCAUUGCCAUCACUGUUGUGUGGGGAAAUGUGGAGGUUAACCAAGGUAUGGAAAAUAUCGGCAAACUUCUGGAUUUGUAUGACGCAGAUAUACCGUUUUUUCGUGGGGCAGAGGGACCCCUCGUGGGGGAGCGGGAGACUGUGCAGUGGGGCGGCUUCGGCUCGGACGGCUUUGGUGAUGCGGGAUUUCCACCAUCUAAGCGUGUGGCUCUUCAACCUAAAAGACAUGCCGCACUGGAGAUACUGAAAAUACUUGAGGAGGCAGAGCCGUCAGAUGAUGUGGUGUACCAGUUGGUUGCGUUGGGCCCCCUUACAAAUGUGGCAUUGGCCCUUCGUUUGAACCCCGAUUUGUUUUCCAAACUUGGGACAGAUACGAUACCUGGCAUUGUCAUCAUGAACGGCACCAGUGAAAGCAAGGGCAACUCCAACAUGGCGGCUGAGUUUAACAGCCACUGCGAUCCGGAAGCGGGGGUCGUGGUGCUGCAGCACAAGGGGUGGAAGUGUCCGGUACAGUUGGUUAAUUGGGAGGUAACUGUUAACUCCCCCAUGACGUGGGGGUUUUAUGAUAAGUUGGUGAACAGAGAAUUGACUCCCAAUGGCCGCGUGGCGGUAAAUCAAAACAAAUGGCAGGAGUUUAUUGAAAAACUGUUUCAGCGUUUGGAGGCAUUCACUCGUAUUCACGAUGAUGGCACAAGAGCAGACACCGGUGACGCUGAGGCAACGCAAGAUGUUACGUGCGUUGUUCCGGACGCUGUAGCUGUGCUGGUUGCCAUCCGCCCCGAAAGUGUACUCGACAGCUUCCUCACAUACGUAACUGUCGAAUUGCAUGGAAGGGAAACAAGGGGGGCGACAUGCAUCGAUUGGUAUGGCACGGAACAGUCCAUGGCGAAAAAGGGUCGCUGGCGCAACUGCAAUGUUAUCACUAAAGUGGACAAUGAAAUGUUCCUCAAGGCGCUACGGGAUAUCGUAGAAUAUGUCGCGUAA